CUCACUUAUUACAUAUAUAUAUAUAUAUACUCCAUAUUCAUUUAUCUUGAAUAAUAAUAAUAAUAAUAAUAAUAUUAAAUUGAAAUAUUUAAAUGGGUUUUAAUGGAUGGAUGCUCACAAGUGGCCACUUCCCCCAAGACAAGGAUCCAUUAACUCUCCCAUCAAAAGACGACAAGUAGGUUUGUGUUUAGAUGGCAGCCCCAGCUCAGCUCAAAACUCAUUCCCAACAAUUUCAACCCCAGACUCACAGAUCCAAACGCCGCAAGCGCCGAGACACCACCAGCGUCGCUGCCGCACCGCCGCACGUUGUGUCCACUGACGGUGCUUGGUGUUGCUCUGCUUCAAAAUCCCAUUCCUCCUCUCCUCGCCGGGCUGCACCGCCACCACCACCACCUCCUCCUCCGCCACUGCUUCCGCCACCUCCUCCUCCACCUCCGCCUCCGCCUCCGCCUCCGCCACCGCGGUUUUGGGCUUCUCCAGCCAUGGACACAUCGCCGGUGCCGUACACCGGUUACGCUCCAUACCCAUCAAGCUACAGCAAGUUCAACACGGCUCUCAACGCUGGGCUUCUCAACCCCAUGUCUCCCCCGCCGCUGCUCGACAAGACUCGAUCCAGCCCUACUCUCUUCGACAUGAUGGCUAACGAGCAGGACUACCACCCGAGACCACAAGCUUCUGCUCAGCCGCCGCCUCCGGCGGCGGCGCAAGACCGGCAGCUAGUCCUCCAGGAACGGGUAGCGCUUCUUCUCGGCAGUCGUAGCCCUGGGAACCAGUUCAAUGACCCAGAAACCAGCGACGUGAGACUCACUCUCAGCUCCAAAGACGGGCUCAGCAUCUCCAUGAACGUCCAUCGCCACAUCCUCGUCACUCACAGCCGGUUCUUCGCCGGAAAACUCUCUGACCGGUGGUCAAAACAGCAGAGGUCUCUUCCUCACCUUGUUGAGAUCUCUGAUUGCGACGAUGUGGAGGUCUACGUUGAGACUCUUCGUCUCAUGUACUCCAAGGACAUUCGCCGGCGUCUCAUGAAGGAGGAUGUGUCUAAGAUCCUUGGCAUUCUCAAGGUUUCGUCGGCGAUUGGGUUUGAUGCUGGGGUUUUGUCUUGCUUGGAGUACUUGGAGGCGGCGCCAUGGGCAGAAGACGAAGAGGAGAAGGUGGCGUCUUUACUUGCUCAGCUGCAUCUUGAGAGUUCAGGAGCAGGGGAAGUGCUGAAAAGAGUGUCUUUGGAGCUUGCCCCUUCUUCAAUGGAGGAUGGAAGUAGCAAUGGAGGUGGAGGGGAAGAGAUCCUUGUGAGACUCCUACAGGUGGUGCUUGAAGGGAAGGAUGAGAAGGCAAGGAGAGAAAUGAAAGGCCUAGUUUCCAAAAUGCUUAGAGAGAACAACAAUGGUGGUGGUGGUGGUGGUGGUGGUGGUGUUGGACAUUGCUCUGGAGAUCUCAGUAAAGGGUCUUUGUACUCAGCUUGUGAUGGUUGUCUCAGGCUUCUUCGACACCAUUUCUUCCAAGCAGCGGCCGGAGAAUUCAAUGAAGUAGCUCAGAUUGCUCGGCAAGCAGAUAACCUACAUUGGAUUCUAGACAUUCUGAUAGAUAGGCAAAUUGCAGAGGAGUUUUUGACGACAUGGGCAGGAGAGUUGGAGCUCUCAGAGGUGCAUGGGAGAGUACCGGCUUUGCAUCGGUAUGAAAUAAGUAGAGUGACGGCGCGAUUGUUUGUCGGAAUUGGUAAAGGGCAAGUGCUUGUCUCAAAGGAAGUUAGAUGUAUGCUGCUUAGAACAUGGCUGGAGCCAUUCUAUGAGGACUUUGCUUGGAUGAGAAGAGCAUGCAAGGGAUUGGAUCGACAUCUAGUUGAGGAUGGUCUUGGAAAUACGAUACUGACAUUGCCACUGGCAAUGCAACAGGAGAUACUUCUUGCUUGGUUUGAUAGGUUCUUGAACUCUGGCGAUGAUUGCCCGAAUAUACAGAGAGGCUUCGAGGUGUGGUGGAGGAGGGCAUUUUGGCGGCGAAAUGGGGAAGUUGAUCGGUCCGCAUUGCUCAGGAUUGCUGCUGUUUCAGACACUUCUUGAUGAUAAUUCUCAUAGUAAUGACUGUAAAAAUAAUAGCCGGGCUUUUGUUUAUGAUGCAUUGUUUGUUUUGAAUGAGAAUCUGAGAUGAGUUGAGUGAGUGAGUUCACUAAUGCUUAUGCUGUUGUUUUUGCUA
This is a messenger RNA of Dioscorea cayenensis subsp. rotundata (Guinea yam), 2187 nucleotides long. RefSeq names its product BTB/POZ domain-containing protein At1g63850-like. Gene Ontology annotation, molecular function: protein binding. Lineage: Eukaryota; Viridiplantae; Streptophyta; Magnoliopsida; Dioscoreales; Dioscoreaceae. The transcript has 2 exons. The record is from RefSeq and is a predicted model, not a curated record. The coding region runs from base 192 to 2054 and encodes 620 amino acids.